Molecule: messenger RNA, 1228 nt
Organism: Callorhinchus milii (elephant shark)
Lineage: Eukaryota; Metazoa; Chordata; Chondrichthyes; Chimaeriformes; Callorhinchidae
Gene: spata17
Product: spermatogenesis associated 17
Exons: 10
Coding region: 19-1107 (362 amino acids)
Biological process (GO): spindle organization; establishment of meiotic spindle localization; mitotic cell cycle
Cellular component (GO): spindle pole
Molecular function (GO): protein binding
Source: RefSeq, a predicted model, not a curated record
GCACAAACCCAUAGCAAGAUGGCGGCGCUGAUGAGGUACCAGACGGAGCUGGAGAGGACCAAGGAUUCAUAUUUCUUGAGAUAUCGUAUUGCAGAAGUAAAUAGAGAAAGAGAACAUGGUGCUGCUGUGACAAUCCAGAGCUGGUUCAGAGGGUGCAAGAUCCGGGCACACAUCAGAUUUCUCCAUAAAACGGCAGUCGUCAUUCAGAAGCAUUGGCGAGGAUAUCUUGGCAGAAAUUGCUUCAGAAACACAGUGAAGAGAGCAUAUUUUAUUAUGAAGAUGAAUUUCUACAGUGAAAUGGCUGUCAGGAUCCAGAAAAGAUGGCAUGGAUAUUACAGUAGAAAGUACAUCCAUGAUUACUGUGCAAUGAAAAAGUAUUUCAGAGGACUUUGCAUGAAAAAUCAGAUUAUAAGAAAAGAACUAGAAGAGUAUGCAGAGACAAAGGAGAGGGAACGAAAGAAAAAAGCCCAAGAAAAGGAAGAGAGAAGAAAGCAUUAUGAAGCCCAAAAGAUGCAUUACCUCCUCAGUACUGAUCAGAUUCCAGGUAUCUACAACUCUCCAUAUAGAGCAGUGCCUGAUAAAAUGGAGGCGAGGUUACGACAGGUUAAACCAUUGAAUGAGAUGAAAUACCUGAUAAAGGACACCCCUGAGGGCCUUGUGGACAAAUCAGCACUGUGUGCUCCGUUCACUUUUCAUUCAAUACAGCCACUGCCACCCAUAGGCAAAGGGAAACCACAGGGUCCUUUCCGUGAUGUUGUUGAAGUAUUGCAACAGCGCUACAAGCCUUUGGAUCCAACCUUGCGGUCGGCAACAUCAAUCAUAUCAGAGGCGGAGUGCAGAGAAGAAUUGAAGAAAGAAGAAUGGAGAAAUCGUGUGAAUGACAAUAUAUUCCUCCCAUUCAACAAUACAUCUGGUUUCAACAAGUAUACACCACUCCUUCAUACGACCACCAAGUACGGACCUAUCCCUUAUGGAACUCAGCAUUUUAGAGAAAUUGAAAACACAGGAAAUCUCUGCAAAAAGAAACCAUUCAAAACUUUUUUCUCAUCCAUUAAACUUUUUGAUCGGUUUCAAAAGACGUAUUCAAAAACUGGAGAAGCGAUUUAAAGAGGACAUGAAUCCUGAUUCAUUCUCUGUGUGGAUGCAAUGAAAAAACGAGCUGGGAUUUUCCACCGUUCUUUGAGAUUUUAUUGUGCUAAAUUAAUAAUUUUAGAUGAAUAAACAAUUG